Molecule: messenger RNA, 1243 nt
Organism: Canariomyces notabilis
Lineage: Eukaryota; Fungi; Ascomycota; Sordariomycetes; Sordariales; Chaetomiaceae
Product: S-adenosyl-L-methionine-dependent methyltransferase
Exons: 8
Coding region: 275-1045 (256 amino acids)
Molecular function (GO): methyltransferase activity
Source: RefSeq, a predicted model, not a curated record
GUUUAUGUUCUCCCCGAGGUCGUUGCGGGUCUUGUAGCUACGUUAAAAAGUUGUCGAUGCCCCAAACCUGAGCUAAAAGUGACCGAUAUCUUUCCGCUGAGGAAACGAGAUUGUAGGUAUUUAAAGCUUCAAAUGCUUGAAUGUCCAAGGGAAGGAACGACAAGGCUAAAACUCUCCUGGCUAGCAAGGAGGAAACACGAAGGUAGAACUGAGCUACAUCUGCAGACCCUCGAAUCUAAGGACCAUCAACGCCUGCGCAGCUUACCACUCAAUUAUGGCUUCCGCGUCGGGGCAUAACAAGGAAUACUUCAAUAAGGAGGCUGCUUCCUACGACAGCAAGCACGGGAAGACGCUGGACCAGAUCAUCGAGGAGAUCCGAGCUAGGCUGGACUUCAUCGGGGUCGACUGGGCUGAUGAGGUUGAUGAUGGUGACGAUAACCUCGACGGCAAAGAUGCCGAAUCAGGAGGCGUGUCGGGCCAGAAGAAAACCGUGAGGUUGUUGGAUUACGCCUGCGGAACUGGGGUUGUCUCCAGGGCUCUCGCGCCUUACACGACGCAAUGCGUUGGAAUUGACCUGUCAGAGAACAUGGUAGCCGCCUACAAUACGCGGGCCGAAAAUCAAGGCAUUGCCCCUUCCGAAAUGCGCGCAUAUCAAGGUAACCUCUGCAGCCCGGAGGAUCCCACACCCUCUGCCUUUGCCUCGCCCGAGUUCUUCGACUUUGACGUGGCGGCCGUUGGACUCGGAUUCCAUCACUUUGAUGACCCAGCGCUAGCGGCGCGGCGUUUGGCAGCGCGGCUCAAGACAGGAGGCGUGCUUGUGAUUAUAGAUUUCCUGCCUCAUGAAAAAAUGGACACUUCCCAUGCCGCCACACCAACUGUGACGCACCAUGGCUUCUCUGAAGAACAGAUCAAGCGCAUCUUUGAAGAGGCAGGGGUUGGAAAAGACUUUGCGCUCGAGGAGGCCGCCGUUGUGUUCUUCAGGCAAGCCGAAGGCCAGCCCUCCAUUAAGAGAAGAAUCUUCUUUGCCCGUGGCACUAAGGCAUGAUUGGACUCGAAGUGAGGGACGCCUGAAUGUGAACUGGAAUAUAGGAUACGAUAAUGACAUGCGAAGGAGCUGAGAUCAAUGCAACACGAGCAACUAUAGAUAUAUAUCGCAGAUGUAUAUUCAAACCAUAAAUCAUCAAAUCAUGAUGCCCCUGCUUUCGCUGCUUCCAUGGGUAGGUAUUUUUGAGGCGCCAACUCG